AGAGCCAGGCCGGGCACCGCCGCUUUCAGCCGCGCCGAGCCGAGCCGGGCUGAGCCACGCUGGGGCAGCGGCCAUGUACGGUGAGUUCCCCCUGGAGCCUGGCCGGGCUGGGGCUGUGCGUGCACCCCCCGGAUUGCCGGGGACUUGGGGCUCACCCUCCCCCCCCCCCCCUCCGGGGUUGGGCUGUGUGGCCCCAAGGCCCGAUCAGGGUUGGGGGGAUCUCGGCCCUAAGUAGGGCUUUGCACUCUGUUUAUUGCGGGCUGUUCCCUUUUUGGCAUUUGUGAGGCUUUGGUCCUGCAUAGGGCUGGGCAUCUCCUGGUUACUGAGGGUGUAUCCCGCUGGGAUGGAUGCACCUCGGUCUUGUAUAGGGCUGUGCACCUCGGAGUUAAUGGGGGUGCAUCUCUUCUUUGGGAUGAGGGGGUCACUCCAUUUCGGAAAGAGCUGUGCACACUCCCAUUUAUUGGGGGUUGAGCCUUAUGUGGGAGACCGUGGUCUUUUUAUGGGGCAGCACACCUCUCAGGUUAGUGGGGAUUGAUCCCUGUUUGGUUCUGGGAGGACCUUGGUCCUAUGCAGAGCUGUACGUCUCCUCAGCUAUUGGAAGUGACCCUUCUUUGGGGCUAGGGGGAGACUUUGGUCUUGUACAGGGCUAUGCAUCCCCUGGUUACUGGGAGGUGACCUCUCUUUGGGGUUGGGACGCAUGCUAUGAUCCCUUAAGGAGCUGUGCACCUCCUUUUAUCACUGGGGCAUUGCCCUAUUCCUGGAUGGGCAGAAUGGGAAUCUGUUAACCUCUCCCCUCCUCAUUAGCCACCCCACCAGCCCAGGCUCUGGGGUCACCUGCUCCCCACCGCAGAGAGGAUCUUGCUUUAUGGGGUGAAUGACACCCACAUUGCUGGGGAAGCACCCAGUCCUUGCGGUUGGGAAGCCUGGGGUGCCCUACAGGGCUCUUCAUCCCCACCUGGCUACCUGGGAAGGGUCACGCAUUCCUGUCCCAGAUAAGGAGAGGUCUUGGUUCUAUAUAUGGGUGCCCUGCAUGGUACCGGGGUCCUGACGUAGCGCAGACCUCAGUCCUACAUAAGCCCACACAUGCUGGGGUGCUUAUAACUUGAUGUCCCUGAUGUUGUCACUGUUCUCACCCUGCAGCACAGCACAGACGCGUGGUGUCCUGCAUCCCACACUGGGGCGAUACUGGCUGUAAUGGGGAGCAGCUGGCAGAGCAGCUGGCCAUCCCCCCCCCGCCCAGGGCUGCGCUAAGCUGCUGGGAGCUUUUGGGAAGGGCUGGGGGGGGUGGCUGGGUGGCAGCCGGCUCUUAAAUCCUUGCUCCCUGCUGCCUGAGCAUCCUUUUUGGGCAGUCAGCGCAGGGUGAACACUGCACAGAGGUGGGAACCCCGUUCCCUGCAUCCCCCUGCCCACUGGGGUCGGUUGGCUGAGCCUCAUCUCUGCAAGGAGCUGCAGUGCCAGGGGAUGUGUGCAGAGUGAGGAAGGGCAGAGCGUCCCUGUGGGGACCUGAAUGUGAAUCCGAGGACAAACGCCAGGCUGGUCCCUUCCCCAGCAGCGGCUUGCAGUCUUGGAAAGCAUCCAGAAGCUGGAAAGCUCUGUGGGAUACUUCGGAUGAAAGCCACCGCUGAAAAUGGGAGAGCCACGCUUCGACCUCAGCUGUGCCAGACUCAGCCUGGGUGGCCGAUGUCAUGCUGAGAGUGCAGUUCUGUGACCCAAACUGUCCCCGAUGGGAGCUCGCUGUCGUGAGCCAUGCUUGGAGAUUAGCUUCUCCUUGGGGUAUUUUACAGUGCAGGAGCUGGAAUGCUGCCGGUGGGCUUUGGCAGGUGUGUGUGGCUGCUGUGGUGCCCUGCGUCCCCGCUACAAAAGACUUGUUGACAACAUCUUCCCCGAGGAUCCAGAGGAUGGGUUGGUGAAGACCAACAUGGAAAAGCUGACGUUCUACGCCCUGUCUGCCCCAGAGAAGCUGGAUCGCAUCGGCGCUUACCUCUCUGAGCGGCUUAUCAGAGACGUGAGCCGGCACCGAUAUGGGUAUGUCUGCAUUGCCAUGGAGGCCCUGGACCAGCUCCUCAUGGCCUGUCACUGCCAGAGCAUCAACCUCUUUGUGGAGAGCUUCCUGAAGAUGGUGGCGAAGCUGCUGGAGUCAGAGAAGCCCAACCUACAGAUCCUGGGGACCAACUCAUUUGUGAAGUUUGCCAACAUUGAGGAGGACACCCCGUCUUACCACCGCAGCUAUGACUUCUUUGUCUCCCGCUUCAGUGAGAUGUGCCACUCUAGCCACGAUGACCUGGAGAUCCGGACAAAGAUCCGGAUGUCUGGCAUUAAAGGCCUGCAAGGGGUAGUGAGGAAGACAGUGAAUGACGAACUUCAAGCCAAUAUCUGGGACCCACAACACAUGGACAAAAUCGUGCCCUCGCUGCUCUUCAACUUACAGCACGUGGAGGAGGCUGAAAGCCGCUCCCCCUCCCCACUGCAAGCCACUGAGAAGGAGAAGGAGAGUCCCACAGAGCUGGCAGAGAGGUGUCUGCGGGAGCUGCUGGGCCGGGCAGCGUACGGCAACAUCAAGAACGCCAUCACACCUGUUCUCAUCCACCUGGAUAACCACUCGCUGUGGGAGCCGAAGAUCUUUGCCACCCGCUGCUUCAGGAUCAUCAUGUACUCAAUUCAGCCACAGCACUCCCAUCUCGUGAUCCAGCAGCUUCUUGGCCACCUGGAUGCCAACAGCAAGAGCGCAGCCACCGUGCGUGCGGGCAUUGUGGAGGUCCUGUCAGAAGCAGCAGUGAUUGCAGCCUCUGGAUCUGUUGGCCCCACGGUGCUGGAGGUGUUUAACACCUUGCUGAGGCAGCUGCGGCUCAGCAUCGACUACGCGCUGACGGGGAGCUACAACUGCAUCACUGGUGUCAGCAGCAAGAUCAUCAAAGAGCACGAGGAGAGGAUGUUCCAGGAGGCUGUCAUUAAAACCAUAGGGUCCUUUGCCAGCACACUGCCCACUUACCAGCAGUCAGAGGUGAUGGCCUUCAUCAUGAACAAGGUGCCUCUGCCAUCCACGCAGCAGUCCAUUGAGGCUGGCAAAGCUGGGGAGAACCGAAAUAGGCUGACGCAGAUAAUGCUCCUCAAGUCCCUCCUACAGGUCUCCGUGGGCUUCCAGUGCAGUAACAUGCUCACAGCACUUCCCAGCGCCUUCCUGGACAGGCUGCUCUCUGCAGCCCUCAUGGAGGAUGCUGAGAUUCGCCUCUUUGUCCUUGAGAUCCUCAUCAGCUUCAUUGAUCGCCAUGAUAACCGGCAGAAGUUCUCUACCAUCAGCACCAUCAGCGACAUCUCAGUCCUGAAGCUGAAAGUGGAAAAAUGCUCGCGCCAAGAUUCUGUCUUCAUGAAGAAGCAUAGCCAGCAGCUCUUCCGGCACAUCUACCUGAUAUGCAAGGAGGAGAGCAACAUCCAGGCUCACUACGAGGCUCUCUACAGCAUGCUGGUUCUCAUCAGCAUUGAGCUGGCUAAUGAGGAGGUCGUAGUGGACCUCAUCCGCCUGGUGCUGGCAGUGCAGGAGAUAGCUCAGAUCAACGAAGACAACUUGACAGCAUACAACCGCUGUGCGCUCUUCGCCCUUGGUGCGGCUUACCUGAACCUCAUCAGCCAGCUCAUCACAGUGCCCACCUUCUGCCAGCACAUCCACGAGGUCAUCCAGAUGCGACAGAAGGAAGCUCCCUAUCUGCUCCCUGAAGAUGUGUUUGUGGAGAAACCCAGAUUAAGCAAGAGCCUUGACCGCCUGGGCCCGGAGGUUUUCUUCUGGCAGAGCAAGAUCAGUGAAGUGCUGGGUGGCAGCGGUUACAAUGCAGACCGGCUCAGCACACCCUAUGUCCCCCAGCUGACUGAUGAAGACCGCUUGUCCAAGAGGAAGAGCAUUGGCGAGACCAUUUCCCUGCAGGUUGAAGUGGAGUCUAGAAACAGUCCUGAGCGAGAGCAGAGAGCACCAGCUGAAGAGAUCACAUAUGAGACACUGAAGAAGGCAAUAGUAGACAGUGUUGCUGUGGAGGAACAAGAACGAGAGCGGAGGCGACAAGUGGUGGAGAAAUUUCAGAAAGCCCCAUUUGAGGAGAUUGCUGCUCACUGUGGCGCCCGGGCGACGCUGCUGCAGAGCAAACUCAACCAGAUCUUUGAGAUCACCAUACGGCCACCACCAAGCCCAUCAGGCACCAUCACAGCUGCCUACGGCCAGCCCCAGAACCACUCCAUCCCAGUGUAUGAGAUGAAGUUCCCGGACCUAUGUGUGUACUAAGGAUGGCCGUGCUGGUAGGACAGAGCCUCUGCUGCACAGCUUGUGCCAAAGGACCUCCUGGGGAGAGACUGCCAACCACCUGGAGAAGCGCAUCCUUCUGCAUGACAGAUAGGGACAUGGACACUAAGACUACCCCAAGAUUCAUUGGCACCCCAAACCUGUCUCAUGUACUUUCUUUAGUGAUCCCCUGCCAAUGUUUUGGGGGCAGCUGGUGGUGCAGGAAGGUGUGUCAUUGCUCUGACCUCCCUCUCCAGUUUUGUUUUUGGGAAGGGGAUAGGAGAUGCUCUGGUUCCUGGCAGAGAGCUUUGGGCAUGUACAUCUUCCCAGUGUAAAGCAAACCUGUUCCUUGGGGAAUCCCUCCCCAAAUCAUCUGUUAGCCAUGUUGAGAACCCCUGGCGAGGGUGCAGGGGUGAAGCUGCAGGGUGUGAGAUUGUAAAAGGGGAUGUGCGGUGCAGCACGCCGGAUGCUGGGGCAGCUGUAAAACUAAAUCCUGCUGGAGCUCAUGCACAAGGGAGAUCACUGGAAAGGGUGCAGUCCACACGUCCAGCUCCUGGCCUGUGAGCUGCAUCUUCCCAGCAGCUGCCCCAGUGUGUGGCCGGUUGCUCGGGUGCUUCACUCUGGACAAGAGGAGUGCCUGGAGUGACAGGAGGGCAGCAAUUGUCCCGUCCCAGUGUUGGGAUACACAACAACCUGGCUGGUUCCAGGUCACUUGAAAAUGUGAUUUAUUUGGGAAGACUUUUAUUGAGGAGGAGAGCUACACUUGACUUGUCCAUGUCAUCAGCAGGGUGCUCUUGGGAAGCCCAUACAGCAGCCACAGCCAGUGCUUAUGCAGUGAGGCACCUGGAGCCACCAUAAGUCAUGAGUAGCAGCCACAUUUGGGCAUAUCAACACUCUAACCAACUGUUUUCAUGCUCUUGGUUUGGGAUUUCACAGUGUUAGCAUUCCUGUCUGAGGGGAAGAUUUUUUUUUUUAACAGAAUCCUUUUGGAAAAAAAAAAAAAGGCUUCUGCUGCAGUCAGGCAGCUUUUUGCUGAGCCAAGCAUGGAGCCUCCUGCACCAGGACUGCUGUGAAAUCCCAUGUCACCUCCGGGGCAGCUCCUUUCCUUCCAGCUGGACACACUGCUUCUGACUUCACUGCAGGAAGAGACACAGGAGGAUCUAAAACUCAAAACUGGAGGUGUGGGAGAUGCUGCCGUGCACAGCAGGGGGACAGCAGGUAAACCCAGUGGUUACAGCGGUGCUGCCUGUGCCCAGCUGGGUUGCUUCAGCGACCACUCAUUUCUCUGCCCCUUCUCACUGUAGCUCUUCAGACAGUUAUUUGAAGGUGUAAUUACACGUUAACAUCCUCUUUUUUUCCUCUCUCUUAUUUUUUAAGGUUGGUGGCGGGUGCAGUUUGCAGUUGCCCCGAGGUUACCGCUUGUUUGUGUGGUUGUCAUGUAAUCCGGGUUUAGGAAAUGACCUAGCUUAAGAGGACAGGAAAAACAAGGGUUUAUUUCAGUCCCUGGGCUGGGAUUGCAGCGUGGCUCUGCCUCUGCCAGCCUUGCCCAGAGCCUGAGGCUGUCCCUUGCCACAGCCACUUGUGGAGGUCCCCCCAUCUUUCUGCUCCCAGCCUGUCCCUUUUUGUUCCCUUAGUUAUGCCUGGUCCUCCUGGAGUUUUGGCUGGGUGAAGUUGUGGAGCUGGCAUUGGGAACACGAGGAUGCUGCUUGACAAAGGAGGGUUUGCUUCCAUAGCUGUGCUAAUGAAAAGCAGUAGAAGUUUAGCAAAAUGCAGUAGGAAAAGCACUUAACCCCCUAGACUGUGUGUGCAUGGGGGGAAGACACUUCGAAACCACUUCAAAUUCACAAGGAAAGUGGGAAGAUGAGCACAAGGCUUGCUCCUUGGAACCUGGCUGCCACAGGGAUGGCACAGGGCAUGUCCUGGGGUUCUGUUGCUGCUCAGGGAUCCUGGGGCAGGACUGCACCUUAUCCCCUGGCUGGGGGUUUUGCUGUGGUCUCUCUGGUCCCAGUGCCGUUCCCUUGCUACGUCCCCCAGCACAUCCCCUAUUCCCCUCCAAAAGCAAGUGCUGGCUGUGCUCAGCGUUGCAUUUCAGGACCCAAACUCCACCUGUAAAUGUCCCUGCACACACAUACACACACACACACACACACACACACACAGUGUAAGUGACUUGUUUGUACAUCACGUUUAGUUUAGAUACCGGUGUAUGUAUAGAUGACAAAGUAUAUUUCUAUAAACUUGGCAGUUAGGUGCAUGUGUGUGUUUCCAUCUCUGUAUUUCAGGGCACUGCGUUGUUUCCGUGCGUAGCUGAGGGCAGGAGGGGAGUGGGCUGUGAAAGGGCCGAGAUGCUGUUGAUAUUUCCAGGCACACCCUCCAAUAAAUGUUGAUAUUGCCACAUUA
This is a messenger RNA of Gallus gallus (chicken), 6664 nucleotides long. RefSeq names its product EFR3 homolog B (gene EFR3B). Gene Ontology annotation, cellular component: plasma membrane. The transcript has 25 exons. Gene Ontology annotation, biological process: protein localization to plasma membrane. The coding region runs from base 1724 to 4267 and encodes 847 amino acids. NCBI's taxonomy places the organism in Eukaryota, Metazoa, Chordata, Aves, Galliformes, Phasianidae. The record is from RefSeq and is a predicted model, not a curated record.